Leishmania braziliensis MHOM/BR/75/M2904 is the source of this 5955-nucleotide messenger RNA. Its product is annotated as sulfate transporter-like protein. The record is from RefSeq and is a predicted model, not a curated record. Gene Ontology annotation, biological process: transmembrane transport. Bases 1 to 5955 code for a protein of 1984 amino acids. The transcript has a single exon. NCBI's taxonomy places the organism in Eukaryota, Euglenozoa, Kinetoplastea, Trypanosomatida, Trypanosomatidae. Gene Ontology annotation, cellular component: membrane.
AUGUGGAAGACGACGGUGAUGAAGUACGUCUACCGAUUUGUGCCCGUCUCGCGAUGGUGCCACAUCCUCACGCCAGAGAUCAUUCUCAGUGACGGCAUCGCCGGCUUCAUUGUGGGCGUCAUGAUUGUGCCGACCUGUCUCUCGUGGUCCAGUCUCGCGGGUCUGCCGUUUUCGUGUGGUCUUAUCGCGGCCCUUGUUGCCUCCUUCUCAUACGGUACGUUUGGCCAGUGCGCAUCGCUGUCGAUAGGCCCGGUGGCGGAGAUCACGACGCUGCUCAUCUCCAUCCCAGGUAUCCCGGUCGCGGAGCGCCAGGACACAUUCCAGAGCCUCGGUCUGCAGGUGGGUAUUUUGAGCAUGGCGCUUAGCUUUGUGGACUGCGGCACUGUCAUAAAGACCAUUUUUGCCAAGGCUGUCGGCGACGGCUAUACAUGCGCCGCGGCACUGUUGGCCAUCUCAGCACAGCUGAAGGUGAUAUUCAAUGUCGUGCCAGAGGACAAGGGCUACGGCAAUUUAAUCAACACUCUCAUCGCGCUUGGGUCUCAGGGGUCUUCGAAAAGCUUCUACUGCUUUGUUAUCUUUAUGGUGUACUGCACUUACUUGAUCCAGAUCAAGAAGGCCAGGCGACUGCCCCUCUGGAUCCCGCACCAGCUCAUCGUCGUCGUCGUUUCCAUCCUCCUGACAUGGGGCUUCCGGUUGGAUCAGAAGCUGGACCUGGCAAUCGUGCGCGACAUCCCGGCUAUCCUGAGCUGGCCGCGCUUUCCGCCGAUGGAUAACCUCAUCGGCCUGGGGCCCUACACGUUGGCCAUCACUGUGAUCAGCUUUGUGCAGAUGUACGUGGUGGCGCAGCGAGUGAUGCCAAAUGUAGACCCCAACACAGAACUCUUUGCCGGCGGCAUCACCAACUUGCUUGUGAACGUCAUGUCUGGUAUGCCGGUGUCGAACUCGUUCAGCUGCUCCUCUGUGCUGAUUGAGCAGCACGUGAUUACACCACUGACGGCCUACGCUACCGGUGGUGUUGUCCUAAUCACCAUUCUUUUCCUCACCAGGAUCGGUGUCUUCUACUACCUACCGAAGCAGGCGCUGGCUGCGAUUAUCAUUUCAAGUGUGUGGCGCCUUGUGAACUUCUCUGGGCCGGUGCAGCUAUGGCGCUACAGCCGUAAGGAUGCCGGGGUGUGGGUACUGACGUUUCUGCUGACUGUGCUCGGCGGCAUUACCAUUGGUGUGCUGAGCGGCAUUGCGUUUUCUCUCAUCCUGGUGGUGCUCCGCAUUGCGCGGCCGCGUGCGGUGAGCGUCGGAUUCAAUGUGCAGACAUUUCACUACGGCGACAUCCGCAAGGACCCAGAGCUGCUCGUGUACCCGAAUAUUCUGAUGUGGCGCUUCGAUGCCCCGCUGUAUUUUAUCAACAUCGGCUACUUCAAGGAGCGUCUCAUGGCCGCCAUCGCAGCAGAGGUGCGACCUAUCGAUGUUGUUCUGGUGACAUGUGGAAAGGUGGUCGACAUCGACGCGGCUGCGCUGGCGUCGCUGCCUAUCAUCCUCGAGGACACCUCGAAGUCUGACCCAACACGACCACGACGCAUCAUCCUGACGGAUAUCCACGGGCGACUGGAGAAGGUCCUCCUCGACUCGGCAGCCCUGCCCAUUUAUGUACCCGAGGAGUACGACGGGAUCUCGAUUGAGCAGAUCACGACCUCCGGUAAAUUCCCUGUCGUCUUCAGGAAGCUGGAGGAUGCGAUUGCGUUUGGGCAGCGGUGCAUAUCGGAGCGCUAUGGCAACGUGGACACCGCCCCGUACCCCAACGUGGCCUUCUUGACCGACGUCGUGAUGCAGGCGGCACGACUGCCGACAGGAGACGACCGCGUGCCACCUUUACUGUCGCUUUUAGAGGCAGCGGAUGCCACCUCAGCUUCGGGAUGCGGCACCGCAGUCGCAGCAGCGCCGCGGGGCCUGAAUGCAUCGCACAUUAUGGUCACGGCGCCCAGCGUGGCCCCGCCUUCCCCCAACCAAGCCGAGGAACGUCGAGGCAAGGCAGCGCGUGCCGAAGCCUCCGUUUCCUCCCCGCACCCGCCACACACCACCAUUACUUCCUCUGCAAGCUCAUCGGAGGAGGCUAUGAGCGAUGAUGAAGACGAUGGGGACGGUGGAGUUCCACCCCAGCAGCAACAGGACAACCUUGUGCGUCACCUUGCCACACUGAAGAAGCUCUCCACAUACUCGCCCGAUCGACAGCUUGUUGGCGUGCUAGGCGUCAUUCGUCAUGGUGAGGUGACACCCAAGCAGAAGAAAAAGCUGCUCUUCAACGACCCGACUCUGCUGCGGUUAGCCUUCCAAGGGCGUGACCUGCGCCGGACGAAGCGCAGUGUUGAUGAGCUGGCAGAGUUCUUUGUGGCGGUCGAGCGGUUGCUCUGGGAGUUGCCGACCUCAGCUGUGAGCGCGGCGGGGUCCGCUGACAUUCUGGAUGUUUCGAUACUUGGUACUGCCUGCAGCUUGCCAAGCCGAAUUUCCAAAGCCACGGCAGAGAGCUGGGCGCGCGUCUUGUCCAUUGUCCGCAGCCGCCCAGAUGGGCUCAAGGUCCAGAUCAAGGCACGUGUGACGACCGUCUCGGGUGCUGCCUCGUUUGACGGGAGCGGACAGACCUCCCCUCAGAAGUACCUGCACUACAGCAGUAGUGCAUGGCGGAGAGCCGGCAGCGGCGGCACAGGAAGUCGUUAUAGCAGUGGUAGCGGUAGCGCGGACGACGUCUUGGGCGAGCCGACGGCGGGCCUGCUCGUGGUGAAGUGGGGCGGUGUAUUGACCAAGUCCGGGAUCCUACAAGCGCAUGUGAUGGGUGAAAAGUUGUUCGCGCGGUUUUACGCCGCAGGCGACCUGCCGCUGCGUCGCCUCGUUCAGUUCACGUGUCAGCCGCUGGUAACGGCGUCAGACGAGAACCGGGUUGUGAACACGGCGCUUGUCGUGGCCAAUGCCCUCACGCAUGCCUCCGGCGUGACUGUGCGCCGCUGCGACAUUGUGCUCAAUGACAACCUCACCAAAACGCUGGGGUCAGUUGCGAAGCGCCUACUCCGGGAGGAGCACCGGUACUUCGAGUCGUUACUUCACAUCGAGUCUGCCGCAGCCGCACGUCAUUUCUUUCACAUUCCAGGCUUCCGCCAGCUGCUGUCGAUCCCGUCGCUGGACCGCUUUCGUGGCUGGGUAGGCAGCGAGCAUGACGACGACUGUGGCGAUGGUGAAGAGAGCAACAAUGGGAUGGCACGCAGGAUGAGUGAAACGAUGAGUCACCACUCUGAGAACCGCGAGGCUUCGGGGCCGAGUGGUCUGCCUCCGCCGUCCUUGCGCCGUCGCAGCGAGCGGGCUGGCGGCCGAGGCAAUUCUCGCAACGUUCAGAUUUACGGUGCUCAGGACACCGGCUUUCCACACGGCAGCCGUGUCUUUUCCACCUCAGAGUCACCGCUGCAGCGGCCCAACUACAACGUCCUCCGGCAGGAAGAGUUCCACACGCCGUAUGAGGUACUGCAGGAACUGAAGGAGCUCAUGUCAAUCUUGUCCACGCUCGAGUUCCCGGAGUAUCUCGCCAAGGCACCGCUGAGUAACCACGAGACGCUGCAGGAGCUGCAACAGCGCUACGAGGCGCUGUUGCAUAACUUUGAGGGAGCCAAACGCCGAAUUCGUAGCAGCUACCGCCGCUCCGAGAACAUGCGGUGCCCCGGUGGCUCGCGGACACCUGUGACCCUAGAGGCGAAGUACGGGAGGGCAGCGAGACCAGCAGUAGCGUCAGCAGGACUUGAUGAGGAUCCGGAGCAGCAGAUACUUCUGGAGGCUAUAGAGGAGACCGGUGGAUCGUCCGACGAGGACGGGCUCCGUGCGCAGCUGGUGGAGGACCCUGAGCUGGAUCCCAGCGUGCCCCUGCGGCGCGACCCCUCGGAGUUCCACCGGUCGCCGAUAGGAGCAAGUUUAUCGUUCCCCCCGAUGUUUGCCUCGAGCGAGGGGGGCGCAUGUGGAGCGCAGUGUGACCAAGGUGGUUACGGCCACUCUACGCUACCCGCGCAACAGCGAACGACGAGCGGUCGCGGCAACGCCGGUCUGACGCGGCCGAGACCGCUUAACAAGGCUUUUGGGCCCACCUACGCUCCUUUUAAGGAUGGCGAUGGCCACGGAAGUAAUGGCUUCGGUGUGUCGGGUGCCGCCCCGCGCUUCGACGUGAGCGACGUGUCGAAGCUGCGAGACUAUGGUUCCUACGACGUGGCGUACAAUCUCCCUCUCGUGCUACAGCUGCACGCGUCGGUGCAGGAGCCGGCGGUGGCGUUUCAGCUGCGUCGCUUCGCCCGUACCCUGCAGCGCUUUGCUGAGAUCACCGAGUACAUGUCGCGUAUCGGCGAGAAUGUACUAGUGGGGGUAAACAGUAGCAAACGCUUCAUUAUCGGCUCACUGGUCAGUGAUGGGCUACUACGGCGGCUGCACAAUGACUUCCACGACUUGGCCACGGUGGAUGAGGAGCGCGGUGUUCAGGAGCUGCUGCUCAAGGCGCAGGCGCAGUAUAUGGCGGAGAACGGAGGUGUCGAGCAGGAUGUUCGCCACAUGAUUGGCCUCUUUUCGCGUCUCCCCUGUUGGUCAACGAAGAAGAGGGGAGUGAGGGCGAGCGAACAUGAAGGCUCUGCUUGGAGGAAUGACCCCUGGGCACACGAGACCCCGCAGGAGCGUGAGUUCCGGCUUCGCGUUCCCUUCAUUUCUCUCCCCAAGCAAGAGGCGUGGGCACAUGCCGCGGCAGCCGACUUCGCGAAGUGCACACGCCUGUACUUCACCACUUACCUUCACGUCGAAGGCGUUCUGCAGUGCCUUUUCGAGAGCGUUACCGUCGAGGGCUUCAGCCGACCCAGCAAGGAGGAGAUGGAGGCGACCCACCAGCUCUACAUGCGCCACCUUAUCUUCAAGAUUUUUCGUCGCCGCAAUGUGAGCUAUACCGAUGCGGAGGUGACGGAAGCCAUGAGGCGUUUGCACUUGCUCUUCCGCUCAGGUGUAGACUACGACAAGCAGCAGCGAGAGCUGCGCCGCGGCCUCGCCGCCAUCUACCACGCAAUGUACUACGUAUCGAUGGAGGUUUACCUCUCUCUUGGCGACGUCGAUGAGGCGCAGACGGCCAUUAUGGAGGAGUUUCCACUCUUCAGCCUGCACCUUACUAACAGCAGCGAGGAAGGUGGCAACCCCCAAAGUGCAACCGGCACAGCGGCCAGUGGUGGGAACGGCGAGGAUGGUGAAGAGCUGGCGGAGGCGAUGGCAGCAGCAGGCGGCGGCAGCAUGGCGGCAGCGUCGGUGCACCACUCGACCUCACUUCUGCCCCCCUUCGCGGCAUGCAGUGGGACCAGGUGCCUCAGCAGUGGGCCGGCGUCGUACUCCCCUGCUGCAGCUGGCGGAAACUCCGCGGAGGCGUUCACCGGCCUUGCUCGCAGUCCCGUAUACGCGCAGUAUCUCGUCGCCCCAUCCAACACCCCAGAAGCAACGGUGGCGUCGGUCUCGGAUGGCGGUGGGUCAGUGGCAUUGGUGGUAACGUCGCCGGCCUCGUUCUCCGACGCAGCGGCGCAUCCCGCAGCCGGCAGCGGAGCCGAGUCGGACUCAGGUGACAACGGACCACUGAACCCUGUGCAUCGACGUGGCCCCAACCUAUCGACGUUUGCCCUAGCACCACCGCCGCAGCGUGAGCCGAAGGGGCGAUCUCGACCCAUGACAGCGGCGUCCACAAACACGAAGGGCUCAGUCAAGGAGGCGACAGUUCUCGUGACGCCAGAGGCCGGACGUCGGACAGCGGUGAUCCAAGGGAUGAAGCACCGCGUCUCGAAUGUGACGCCGAUGCGUCGCAUUCACGAGGGGCUGAGUCUGAACGACUUUGUGCUUCUCAUGAAGGAGGUGGAGAGUGCCGUGCGUUCACAGACAGCCUCGUCCUCCUCGGCACACGAGACGUCUAGGUAA